Trichoderma asperellum CBS 433.97 is the source of this 1283-nucleotide messenger RNA. RefSeq lists its product as uncharacterized. Lineage: Eukaryota; Fungi; Ascomycota; Sordariomycetes; Hypocreales; Hypocreaceae. The record is from RefSeq and is a predicted model, not a curated record.
GUAAAGAUUGUGUUUGUGUCCACGUCUCUAAACACUGAUCUCACGUUGCUUUGCACGUGUGUUUGAUGUGCGUCGGCAUGUCAACCAUUCGCUCUUCCUUCUGGCGCGGCGGCGUUUGCAAUGCUCUCAUUUUUCACAAAUCCGAUCUUCCCACAGACCGAACAAAAUGGCAGCCUCUAUUUGCAGCGGCCAUGGGCUCUCCUGAUCCGUACGGCAGGCAAUUGAACGGCAUGGGAGGCGGCGUCUCGUCUCUCUCCAAAGUGUGCGUUGUCUCACCGUCUACACGAGAUGAUGCCGAUGUGGAUUUCGAGUUCGUUCAAGUUGUCAUUGAUGAUGGGACACUUGAUUUCGCCAGUAAUUGUGGUAAUAUGAUGGCUGCCAUUGGACCAUUCGCCCUGGACGAAGGGCUUCUCAGUUUGGUCUCUGCGGCAAACUACGCAAGAGUACGCAUCUACAAUACCAACACCAAAAAGAUUGUCAUUUCUUCAUUUCCUAUAAACGGAGAUGAUUCAAAAUUUGACCCCCAUGGAACUAACCGAAUGGAUGGUGUUCCGGGCACAGCAUCAAGAAUCUCGCUGUCUUUUCAGUCGCCUGGUGGAACACAGACUGGGAAAGUGCUGCCCACUGGUCUAGGCCUAACAUCCAUGAAUGUCACGGACAAGAAGGGAAGGAAGAUAAAAGCCUCGUUGUUGGACGUCGCUAAUCCAGGUGUAUAUGUUGACGGCAGCGAUCUUGAAAUCCGGCCGGAUAUUGCGCCUGCUGAACUAGACCAUCAAAAGGAAACCUUGGCUUUAUUGGAGGCUAUUCGCCGGGAGGCUGCAGAACUGAUGGGUAUGGAUCCAAACACGUCGAGCGUGCCAAAAGUCGUGAUAUUGUUUAAGCCUAUUGAUAAAGAGGUGUCUACCGGGGCCAAUAUUAAAUGCUUGGUCCUGUCGAUGGGGCAAGUUCACAAGGCAAUCCCUCUUACUCUGGCGCUAAAUCUAGGUGUCGCCUGCCAAAUGGAAGGAACAUUAGCCUCCAGGCUAGCGAAGAAUUUAUCUCAAGAUAAUACAGUGACAAUACAGCAUCCUAGUGGGGUUAUCGACGUUGGUGUGGAUAUAUUGGGGGAAGACGUCUUGAGUGCCUCCUUGUGCAGCACAGCAAGGCUGUUAAUGAAGGGCGAGGUGAAUGUUGAUUAGGGAAAAGGAUAAAUAUCGAAUAGUAAUGCAACACGGUUGUUUUCGGAAUAUGCUGAGCUUCAUCCUGUAAUCAGCAUUAUUUACCUAUAAUACUUGAUUUAGCCG